Messenger RNA from Bursaphelenchus okinawaensis, 944 nucleotides. The record is from the annotation of a GenBank genome assembly. NCBI's taxonomy places the organism in Eukaryota, Metazoa, Nematoda, Chromadorea, Rhabditida, Aphelenchoididae.
AUGUCAGGAAAGGCCAAGUUUACCAAGGAAGACGAGCUCCUUCUUCAGGUAAGCUGAAAUAACGUUAUUGUUAUUGACAAACGGUUAUUUGGUAGUUUUAAUCACUAUGUUAGAGUAGUACUGGCUGUUUUUAUACAUUUUGUAUAAAGGUUAACAUGCUUAAAGCUUAGCAAUGUAAAUGUGACCAUUCUAGUCGAUCUAAUGACAUAAUUUCAGGACUUCUCUUCAUCCAUCAGCACUAAGAACUCGAUUAUCUUCUACAUUAUUUCUUUGUUGGCUUCUUUGGCUCCAUUGUACUUGUUCUACGCUAUCCACCAGAUGGAAAUUGCUGACUCCUGGUUUAUCUGGGCUGCUGCUUCUAUUGGAACUACCUAUAUUCUUGCUCAAGCCUACAAGAACGUCAAGCACGUUACCAAGCACGAGUAAGUCUUUUAUCAAUUAUUUUUCUAUCUUUAGUUUGUGCGGAAAGACUUGAUUGUGAUACUUUUAAACAGGCAUUUUAUUAGCUUAGUUUUAAGAUUAAAGAUUGAAUUGUCUAUCAUUUUAUAUAUUUGUUACCUAAAAAUGCAGUAUAUAAACUAGAGUAAACAAAAUUUUGAAAUUUGUUAUAGUAUACUUUAUAGUUAACAGAAUAAUAACGAUUGGAAUGUUUUAGUGUUGUAAGAAAGCGUGGUGAAGCCAUCUCUCGUGAUGUCAACAAGCAAUUGGCCGACGACAAGAACAUGUCCAAGAAGGAGAAGGACGAGAGAGCUUUGUGGAGAAAGAACGAAGUCGCUGACGCCGAAGCCAACCACUUCACCGUGUUCUACAACAAUGUCAUCUUCUACGUGGCCUUCAUCUUCAUUUCCUUCUUCUUGCUACAGAAUGCCAACCCUGCCUUCAACUGCCUCGGAUCCAUGUACGGAGCCGCUGGUGUCGCUUAUCUGUUCUCUACCUCCAAGUAG